CUUAUGUGUGCAUAUCAUCACCAGUCACAGCAUGACGGACAUCUCUCUAACUACUCAUUCGGUUCCGUGCUCUGCGUUCGAGAGCUCAACAUCACGAGAACACUCACCUGUCCUAAUUGCAAUGGAUGCUUUGAAAAUCAGGGCACCUUUGUGGACCACUGGAUUGAGAGGAAUUUCUGCUGCUCCUCCCCUUUCCUCCCACUUCGGUCGGAUAAAGAUUCCAAGCUGUCUGUUCGAAUUGUGCAGGUUUAUUGCAACACUUGUCGUGCUUCCUUCGAUCGUGUCACCCCACCUGCAGCUCUGGAUGCAUCGAAUUACGGGGCCAGCAUUCGGAAUCGCAAGCGGCGUCAUUCAGACGAGACCGCUCUUUCUAGCCGUCCACAACAGUCGGCCUCUGAUGUUGACCUUGACAACGGAUUGGACGCCCUGGUUUCUUGGGCCGAUAGUUUUGCUCGGUUUUGUGUCAACCACGCGUGCGUACACUUGGCUGGUGGGAGGGUGGACGAUCGCAUUGGUUGUAAAUUGCACAUUCGCAUUGUCCAGGUGGACAAAAACGCUACCAAAACACUGCCUCCUUACUCUCACGAAUCUGAUCUCGCUUUACUCCUCUUCUGCAUUCAUGAGUGCAAACGUUUAGUGACACAUUUGCAGCACAUGCACGGAACGCGCCGCUCACUUCAGCGCCGCACCAAAGGGGAUCUGAAACGAUUAUUGACACUCGCCGAGACGUAUGGGGCGUAACAUCAUUCGUAUGACACUUUCUUCCCACCCUGUUCUCCCCUUUUCCAACAGUUGCACUUUCCUGUACCUUUUAAUGUUUCACUGCUUACUCCUAUACAUUUCACCUAUCUGGUUCCUACAGCCUUCCGAACUGCUGUUUUCCUGUCGCCUUUCGUAGAUCUUAGGAAUUCGGUGGGGCGAAUGUGCUGCUCGCUUAGAAAUGGUAAACGUGUCUGCUCCCGGUUUUCAAUGAGUGAAUUCGUCUCCUAAGUAAUGAAGCCUGGCUGUUUCACGCGAACAAUUCGCUAUUUCACAACUUGGCGCCUACACUAUUAACAUCCACGUUGACUCAUCGGUCGGUAAUCACAGUUUUCUGCCCUAAUGAAUGCAUUCUGGAAGUCGAAUAUAUUCCUUGACGUUCACCAUCCAAACAACCCUCGUAUCUGAGCUUAAGUG
Molecule: messenger RNA, 1176 nt
Organism: Dicrocoelium dendriticum
Lineage: Eukaryota; Metazoa; Platyhelminthes; Trematoda; Plagiorchiida; Dicrocoeliidae
Source: the annotation of a GenBank genome assembly